Babesia bovis T2Bo is the source of this 550-nucleotide messenger RNA. RefSeq names its product LSM domain family protein. Gene Ontology annotation, biological process: deadenylation-dependent decapping of nuclear-transcribed mRNA. The coding region runs from base 12 to 515 and encodes 167 amino acids. The transcript has 2 exons. Gene Ontology annotation, molecular function: RNA cap binding. The record is from RefSeq and is a predicted model, not a curated record. NCBI's taxonomy places the organism in Eukaryota, Apicomplexa, Aconoidasida, Piroplasmida, Babesiidae. Gene Ontology annotation, cellular component: P-body; Lsm1-7-Pat1 complex.
UUGUGUGUAUAAUGGAUGGUGGUAGAUUGACGGAUCAGGACGACCACCUUAGCAAGCAGCAGUGGAUUUGGGUGUUGGAAGACGAGCUCGGUUCCCUCAUUUGGGUAACUCUGAGGGAUGAGACAUCCUAUGUUGGUAUUUUCAAGAGCUUUGAUCAAUAUGGAAACAUAUUCUUGACUGAUAGUGUUAGGAAGGUCAUUGUACAAGCUGAGGGUGUAUUUAGUGACGUGUAUAAUGGUAAUUUGAUCAUCCGUGGUGAGAGUAUUGCUUAUUUUUGUUCGCUUGAUGCUGAGUCAUAUUUGAAUACUUUUAAAUACGACGGUGCGUUUGAUUGCGCACGUAUUCGUAAAAUCGCACGUAAACGGGGUAAUGCGCCAUCUAUUCCUUCCACCAUUUCCCCUUUGCGCUAUAUACCACUAGAUGAUGCUUUACGUAUGCUUAAGGAAUACCAGGAUCGCCUACCGGUACGACCUGGUGUUCUUAACGACAUGAUGGGCAAUGACGCAUAUGUAUGACAUAUAGCCGGUCUAAUGUGUUCAGUAGUUUUCAU